Quercus robur (English oak) is the source of this 2251-nucleotide messenger RNA. RefSeq lists its product as uncharacterized. The coding region runs from base 408 to 2126 and encodes 572 amino acids. NCBI's taxonomy places the organism in Eukaryota, Viridiplantae, Streptophyta, Magnoliopsida, Fagales, Fagaceae. Gene Ontology annotation, molecular function: protein binding. The transcript has a single exon. Gene Ontology annotation, biological process: cell surface receptor signaling pathway. The record is from RefSeq and is a predicted model, not a curated record.
CCCAGAAAAUGGCGAGCUUAAACACUUUUUCAAGGUUGAUAAGUUUACAAAGAUUGAUUAGUGAUAACAACUUUGGCGAGACAAUUCUAGUUGAAUCGUCAAUUUUCGCAAAAUUAAAUUGCAACCAAAAUCUUUUGAGUCAUGCUAGUGAAAGCAUCUCUCGUUUUUUAUUUCCUGUCAUUUUCGUUUAUGAAUUUUCUUUCACCGUCAGUGAUUAUUUGAUUGAACAGAAGUAACUAGUACAACUUUACGUAGUUAUUCUACACAAGAAAAGAAAUACGUACACUUGCCAUAUCACAUGCCAUUUAUAUAACUGCUAUUUUUGCCAAUAACUUUUUAUUGCACUUUGCUGCAUUUCUAAACUACGGGUCUAAUUAUUCAUUUUUGGGGUCCGCAAAUUUUAGGACAUGGCGAAUAUGGUGAGGGAGAUUUUGGCAAGGCCAAUACAAUUAGCAGACCAGGUGAGCAAGGCUGCAAAAGAAGCACAAUGUUUCAAACAAGAUUGCUUGGAGCUCAGGGCCAAGACGGAGAAGCUAGCAGGCCUUUUACGCCACACAGCUCGUGCAAGCAAAGAGCUUUAUGAGCGUCCAACCUGUCGCAUCAUUGCUAACACACAACAAGUCCUUGACAAAGCACUUGCACUCGUUAACAAGUGCCGUGCCAAUGGUAUCUUGAAGAGGGUGUUCACUAUUAUCCCAGCUGCUGCGUUUAGAAAAACGUGCCUGCAGCUCGAGAAUUGUAUUGGGGAUGUGUCGUGGUUGCUUAGAGUGGCUGAUAGGCUUCUGGGUCUUCCUCCAAUUGCAGCCAACGAGCCGAUUCUAUGUCUAAUAUGGGAAAAAAUUGCGGUUCUACACAAUGGGUUGUCAUCGUUAGAGGACCGUGUAGAGGCGGCUGCUUCUUUGGUUUCGUUGGCUCAGGAUAAUGAUCGAUACAGGAAGCUUAUUAUUGAGGAAGGUGGAGUGGCUGGACUUUUGAAGUUGGCUAAAGAAGGAGGAUCUGAAGGUCAGGAGAAUGCUGCCAAGGCUAUUGGUUUGCUGGGACGUGACCCGGACAGCGUCAAACACCUUGUGAAUGCUGGUGUUUGCCUAGUGUUUGUGAAAAUCCUCAAAGAAGGGCACAUGAAAGUUCGGGCUGUGGUGGCUUGGGCAAUGUCAGAACUAGCUGCAAAUCAUCCGAAAUGCCAAGAUCAUUUUGCUCAGAACAAUGCAAUUCGUUGGCUUCUUAGUCAUCUUGAAUUUGACACCAUUCAAGAACAUAGUAAGUAUGCCAUUGCCAGCAAACAACAACAAAUAUCUAUGCAUUCGGUUGUGAUGCCUAGUAUUAGUACUAAUCCGAAUCAAAAUGAUAAAAAGGAACAUGAAGAUGAGGGAGCUAGCAUUAAGGGUGAGAUGAAGGCAAUGGUGGCAAGAGCCCUUUGGCAACUAUGUAAGGGAAAUGUGGCUAUUUGUCAGAACAUCACGGAAUCAAGAGCACUUUUAUGGCUUGCUGUUUUGUUAGAAGAAGGACAUGAUGAGGUUCGAUCCUAUUCUGCCAUGGCAUUAAUGGAGAUCACGUCUGUGGCCGAGCAAAACACAGAGUUAAGGCGCUCGGCUUUCAAGCCCACUUCCCAUACUGCAAAAGUUGUAGUCGAAAAGUUACUUAAUAUUAUAGAGAAAGCCAACUCAGGCCUUCUUGUACCCUGCAUCAAGUCAAUUGGAAACUUGGCUAAGACUUUCCGAGUAAAAGAAACAAGAAUUGUCGGGUCCUUGGUGAGACUGCUUGAUGAAAGUGAACCUGAGGUUUCUAUGGAGGCUGCCAUUGCGCUUAGCAAGUUUGCAAGCCCUGAAAAUUAUCUCCAUGUUGAUCAUUGCAAAGCCAUCAUAGAUGCAGGAGGGGCUGAGCACUUAAUUCAGCUGGUUUACUUUGGUGAGCAAAGGGUACAAAUUUCUGCACUGGUUCUGCUUUGUUACCUUGCAAUGCAUUUACCUGACAGUGAGACACUUGCACAAGAGAAGGUGAUUAUUGUGCUUGAGUGGUCAUCAACGCAGGCUCAUCUGAUCAAAGAACCGUGGAUUGAAUAUCGAUUACACCAAGCCAAAAGUAGGUUGGAACUAUAUCAGUCCAGGGGUUCAAGAGAAUUCCAUUAGUUCAAUUUAAUUCAAAUUGUAACAAUGUUGCUCUGAACUAAUUCAGAAGAAAAAAAAAUUAAAAAAACCUACCAUCUAAAAAAAUUAAAAAGCUAAAAGCAAAAACUUCUGUUUUACUUUUGUCA